Molecule: messenger RNA, 3370 nt
Organism: Salvia splendens (bonfire salvia)
Lineage: Eukaryota; Viridiplantae; Streptophyta; Magnoliopsida; Lamiales; Lamiaceae
Product: F-box/kelch-repeat protein SKIP25
Exons: 1
Coding region: 262-1476 (404 amino acids)
Molecular function (GO): protein binding
Source: RefSeq, a predicted model, not a curated record
ACGUACCAAAACUUAAACUAAAAGUCUAAAACAGAGGAAAGCAAGAAAAAUUAAAAUAAAACCUACUUUCCUCAUCAUAGCAAGCAAAUCGACAGACAUUUGUUUGUAUCAGUUGAAGGUUAACAUUUUUCCUAUACACUUUUGCAAUAUUUAUUAGCCAAAAAUGACGGUUGCAUUUGUUCAUGCAAAACCUACUCCACUUUGGCACAUAAACUGGUCCAAAGACAAAGCUUAAAAGGCGAGUAAAGUUGAUUACCUUUUAUGCUCAUCAAUCAUUCUCAUACAAGCUUUCCCACAAGAGCAGAAACAGCCUCCAUGGAAUCUGCAAAGAAGCACUGCAAAAACAAAGACAUCGCCAUCGAUGGGAACAACUUGCAAACCGAGCCUGUCCUAAUCCCCGGCUUGCCAAACCAUCUAGCCUCCCUUUGUCUUGCAAAUCUCCCACCUUCCCUCCUUUACCGAGUCUGCAUUUCAUGGCGCCGCUUCAUCUAUUCUCCCAACUUCCCUCCAUUCUACUCUCUUUACGCUCUUCUAGCACCGACCUCCCCUGCACCCGACUCUGCAUGCCAAUUCCACUCGGCUAGUUUCUUCUGCUUCGACCCCGUUGCAUGGAAGUGGAGAUCCCUUCCAAGCCCUCCCACUUCUGGUGCACCUCUCUGCAUGCUAAGCCGGCAUCCUUCUUACAUAUCAAGGAUUCUUCCAGUUCAAUCUAUAACGGCAUCAGGCCAUCUACUUCUUAUAGCUGCCAACACUCACAAUUUUCUCCCAGCACUUAGCCAUCCAUUAGUAUUCAACCCUCUUUCCAGCAAGUGGAGCUUUGGGCCUCCGUUUACCUCCCCUAGGCGUUGGUGCGUCACUGGCUCAAUGGACAGCUCAGUGUACGUGGCAAGUGGGACGGGCGCACAGUACCAACGAGAUGUGGCAAGAUCUCUUGAGAGAUGGGACAUGUCAAAGAAGGAAGCAGAGUGGAUGUGGGAGACGAGGACAGCGUGUAAAGAUGCAAAGUUUAGUAGAGAAGCCAUUGAAGCGAUCGGGUACAGAGGGAAACUCUGCAUGGUAAACAUAAAGGGGAGAGCGCUAAAAGAGGGCGCAGUGUACAACAUUUCGAUGAAUAAAUGGGAGCAAAUGCCGAGGGGGAUGCUUGGGGGAUGGACUGGACCAGCAGCCAUGGACGACCAAGUUAUGUACGUGGUAGAUCAGGAAACUGGAAGCCUGAGCAGAUAUGAUCCUGAAAAUGAUUGCUGGGAAGAGUUUGUUGGGCCUUCGAACCACCUGAAAGGGGCUCAGCAUAUAUCUGCAGGCCGUGGCAAAGUUUGCGCUGUUUCAGCUGAUGGCGCCAAGAUUUUUGUGGUGGAUGUUUCGGCAUCUGCAAUCGCAAGGCCUCGUAACUUUUGGAUAUUGGAGCCACCAGAAGGUAUGGAAGUCAUUGCAGUCCACAUAUUACCAAGGAUGAGCAUUCAUCAGUCUAGUUGUUGAAUUCUCCCAACUCUGUACAUAAUCUGAAACUGUUUUAGAUAAACACAAAAGCAGGAAAAUAUCAUUUUUCAACUUCACUUGUAAAACAAACAAAUGGUAUCCUUCUCUUUGUUUACAUUAGUUUCAAACCUUUUCUUUACUAUUCCCAAUUUGAACUUAUGGAACUUAUUUUCAUGUCUACCGAGAGCUAGAUCUUCCUAUGUAUCAGCAGCAACCAAGGAAAAACUACAUAAAUCAUAGUGUCUUUUAAUUUUGUAUAACAGUAACAAUGUUAAUAAACAUGAGUCCAAAGUCCCAUGUCCAAAACAAGCCAUCUAAAAGCAUAAGUGAGAUGCAACAGUAAUCCAGUAAUUAGUUCACUAUAUAGAGAUAAAAAGUACAGAAUAUUGCUCAUAGAGAUAUAAAUUAUGCUAACUAAUCCUUGCACCAAUCAAGGGUUAAGAUGGUGAAGUUUUCAAAGAUUCAACAUCUCCCAGAUAUUACUGUGAAGCUUUCGAAUCUCGCAAAAUUGCAGGGACAUGCAUAAAGUAAAGAAUUUAACUUCAGAAUACAAGAUUCAUCAGAUUCUUUUAUCAGGAUAUUUGGUUUCUCAAACUUAUUUCUAUGGAAUAUCUACUAAUAUACAAAUUGGGACUUUCAAGAAAAUGGAAUAUAAAGGACAUGCUUGCCUUUAGAAUUUUUUUAACUUUAGCCUAAAGCAUGAAUGUUCUAAACGAAUCAUAACCUUUAACAUAUGCUGUUGGAAAGAAGGUCCCCUGUUCAGUCAGAGUCUAGACAUAAUAUCUACUUUUUGAGAAAAGCAAAAUGCACCAAACAUAGAAAAUUUCCUGAAGGACAGUGAUUAUUUAGAAUUCUUUGAUGGUAUAAAAUAAAAUAGACUUCAGCUAUCAAGAAAAUGCCAAGAAGAGACCUUCCAGUUGGAAUUUUAAAGCUUGUUAUUGUUUAAUUCUAUUUAUCAGUCUUUGAACAACUUUAGUAAACUUUUGAACCACUAAAUCAAUAACCCCCAAACAACUCCACCAUCUUCCUGUUAGGAUAACAACUAGGAUAUUAUACAACCAGAACUAUGUGUUUGUCUUGUUCUCAUCCACUAAAGAUAGAAAGUCACCUAAAUGUUCCAAUUCUAGAAUCCUAAAACUUAUUCAAAUAAGCAUCUACAGAGGUUCUAAUUAAAAGAUAUCCUAACUAUCAAGCUGUCAAAUGCCAGUUGGUGUGCAUAUGUAAGAAGUGGCCUAAUCUUUGAAGUAUAUCAAUAAAUCAAUAGUCAUACUUCCAUCCCUGCAUAAGUUAGACAGAUCAUAUGACAAUUCUAUCAUAUUUGCACCAAUCUUCAUAACUCUGUUUUCACUUGUACAUGCAUACAAAAUCAAUAUUAGGGGCAAUGGCUUUACAUAUAUCACUAAAAGGACAUUAGAUUUUACAUGAAGUGGAAUGAGAACAGUGACCUCAUACCUAUUAUCUGCAUCCUUAUAUAGUUUCAAUAAAGAAUGUAAGCAGUGAAAUAAUUAAACAGAAAAUUCCUCAUAGAGAAAUCAAAGAACUUGCAAUGUUCCCCUUUUAUUUAAAACCGAAAUUCCUUGAAUCAACAUUCUUCAUCGCCAUUGCAUCAAACAGUGCUCUACCCUCCCAAAAAUUGACAUAUCAUGAAAUUAUAGAGCACGCAACUUCUUCUUAGAUUGGAUAGAUGAGUGAGUUAAUUAUUCCAUAAAAAUAAACAUCUCACUUAGAUUGAGAGAUACCAAAAUAGAUGGGAGUGUUAGAUAAUUAAAGUAGAGAAAGAGAGUAGAGUAAGAAAGGGAAGUCAGGGCCGUCGUCACCCUCUUGCUGCCAGAGCGCCGCCGCUGGAACAGUCGCCUGAUUCCAGCAGAAUCCCUCCACUUUUUUUUAACUUUAA